Messenger RNA from Pichia membranifaciens NRRL Y-2026, 1212 nucleotides. RefSeq lists its product as hypothetical. Gene Ontology annotation, cellular component: peroxisomal importomer complex; peroxisomal membrane. The transcript is spliced from 2 exons. NCBI's taxonomy places the organism in Eukaryota, Fungi, Ascomycota, Pichiomycetes, Pichiales, Pichiaceae. Gene Ontology annotation, molecular function: zinc ion binding; ubiquitin-protein transferase activity; protein binding. Gene Ontology annotation, biological process: protein monoubiquitination; protein import into peroxisome matrix. The record is from RefSeq and is a predicted model, not a curated record. The coding region runs from base 1 to 1212 and encodes 403 amino acids.
AUGGACUUCUACUCGUCACUCAACUCCAGCCAGCUCAAUACACAGAAACCGACUCUCUUUGAGGUGGUCUCUUGUGCCCAAUUGGACUCGCUUCUCUCGCCGUCCUUGAGGUUUCUCUUGGCCCACUACACACACAGGUAUCCACGGCUGUUGAUCCGAGUGCUCAACAACUUUGACGAGCUCAACUCCUUGCUUUGGGGUUUUAUCCAGUACAAGUAUUUGGAGACGUGGAAUGCCACGUUCAUCGAGAAGUUCUAUGGUAUCAAACGCAUAUCGUCCAGACCAUUGCUACCCAAGUCGCCCGAGGUAGUGGCCGCCAACCCUGCAAAGUACCACGAAAUUACCAAACUCAGCUCAUUGCAGAUUCUUCUCUCCUUGAUCGAUACUGUUGGAAUCCCCUAUCUCUCAACAAAAUUACAGCUGUAUCAUGAACAGCUUAUUCCUCAACAUCUUUUGGACACUGUCCACUUGGACGUGCCCGAGGAGGAGAAAUCUGGACUGAAAAAGCUACUGAAAGAAGCAUUUUUCAAGUUAUACCCCUCAGUGAAAUUAUCCUUGAAAUUGUUCACGAUUCUGCUUCAUAUCCUUUAUUUAUCGGACAAGACUUCAUCGGUAUCCAUCAUUCAGUUGUUGUCAAAAGUGUCAUAUGCUCGGAUAACCAGAGCUGACCACCUGAGAGUGGAGUCACGGUUCACUCCCAAGGAGCAGAGCCGGGAUCAAGUCCUUAAUAUUCCUCCGACGCUGUCAUCGGUCCUCUUCUCCAAUAUCCAAGCAUUAGCCCUCCCUCUGCAAAAGAUUGCAUGGGCAACAACUGACACAAUCUUGCCAGUCUCCAUUUUUCUGUUGAAAUUUCUAGAGUGGUACAAUGCCAAUCGAAGUGCCCAUGAGGACAAAAAUAGCGAUAACAACAAGUUUAUCGAUGCACCCGUCCCUCCAAUAGUGCCGCCGGAUGCCUUGAACUCGAAGGAAGUCAAAGCAGCAAUCACUACUACGGACGCCGCAUGCAGAAUAUGUCAUGAAGAGAUACACAACCCUGCUAUCAUAGAAACGGGAUAUGUGUUUUGCUACAAAUGCAUCUACGAAUAUUUGAGGGACCAGCCAAAGGAAACCGGAGGAAGAUGUCCGGUGACGGGGAGAAGGUUGUUAGGUUGUUCAUGGGGCGAGACCCGAAAUGAAUGGAUUAUCAAAGGCUUGCGACGGGUAAUCAUAUAA